UAAAUAUUUGACAUAUAUGACGUGGUCCCGUGUUAAGUAGAAAAAAUCCGUCUCCCAUUUCACUUUAUUUCAUUUUUCUUGAAGAAAACUAUGAAAAGUCAGUGAUAUUUCAUAUUAUUUAUUUAAUGAAUUAUGCAUCUUGUGCGUAUAAUAUUAACGUAGAAAAAAAUAAAUAAAUCUAUAGGACUUAACUUAGCAAACUAUGAUGAAUGAAGAGACGACCUCAACGUCGUCCGGUGGCGGUAUCACAAAAGUUUUUACUCGAUUGUCACAGACAUACCAAUCGAUUCUAGACAGAUGGACACCACAUUCGCGGCUGCGUUGGACGGGCGCUGGAUCCCUUGUCUUGCUGUUUUUGUUGCGGGUGUUCCUUAAACAGGGCUGGUAUAUUGUCUGCUAUGCCUUAGGAAUAUACCACUUGAACCUGUUUAUUGCUUUCCUCACGCCGAAGAUCGAUCCAGAAUUCGAUCCUUAUGGAGAUGAUCAAGGUCCCGAAUUGCCAACAACAGUUAACGAAGAAUUCAGACCCUUCAUUCGUCGGUUACCGGAAUUUAAAUUCUGGCUCUCGAUUACGAAAAGUACACUUAUUGGAUUGACGUGUACGUUCUUUGAUUUCUUCAAUGUUCCAGUUUUUUGGCCUAUAUUAGUCAUGUACUUUAUAACGUUGUUCUGUAUAACAAUGAAGCGGCAAAUUAAACAUAUGAUAAAAUACAAAUAUUUACCGUUCACCCGCAACAAGCCACGUUACCAGCGAGUAGGUGAGACAAAGUGACAAUUAGCCGCACAGACACCGCAAAACGACAAAAUCACAGCAUCGGUAAAGGAUAUAUCGCCGGUAGCUACACACAAUCCAACAACAGCAACCCUAGCAGCAACAGAAACUAAUAAAUCAUCAUCCUCUAUUGAACCACCCCAAAUAAUUACAGUUAUCUAAACAAACAAAUUUAAAUUUUUCGUUUUUUGUUAAUAUUAUAUAUUAUUUGUUUUAUUAUUCCGUUUCUCAUUUUUUCCUUUUGAUUUUUGUAUUUCAAUUUAUUUGAAAGGACAAACUUGAAAUCAAAAAAAAAAAAAUAAUCAUAAAAGCAAAAUUUUAAAUUGUUUGUUUACAUGCAUUUCGGUGGCCUUACUUUUACAAUUGAACCAAAAUAUCCAUAAUUUUUGUUUUUAAUUAUUAGCCUCUUUGCUGUUUAUAUUUUAUUAGUUUCUAUUAGUUGCUUGUAUGUGUAUGUGUAGAGUCGUUGCAGUGUCUUGUGCAAUUUAAUUUUAUCAAAUUUCAGAACGAUAUAAUUUUAUUAUAGUUUCUCCCAAUGGUUUAUCUGUAAAAACCAAAGUUUUAGUUAAUAGUUAAUUUUACCAUUAUAUGUUUAAUAUAAAGAACAUAACAUCAUUAA
Molecule: messenger RNA, 1391 nt
Organism: Episyrphus balteatus (marmalade hoverfly)
Lineage: Eukaryota; Metazoa; Arthropoda; Insecta; Diptera; Syrphidae
Product: protein RER1
Exons: 4
Coding region: 203-772 (189 amino acids)
Biological process (GO): retrograde vesicle-mediated transport, Golgi to endoplasmic reticulum; protein retention in ER lumen
Cellular component (GO): Golgi membrane
Source: RefSeq, a predicted model, not a curated record